CGCGACGGCAUGGGCAUGUAUAGGUCUGUCGCUCGUGAUGGCCGUCCGCUGCGAGUCUGGCACAUCCACGUACCCUCCCAGGCAGCCCAGCCGCUCCCGCGGGCGAUGUGGACGACGCUGGCAAUGUGCCCCGACCAGCUCGGCGCGUGCUGCCGCGCGUGUUGGCACGCGCGGCAGCGUGCGCAAAUCGGAGGAGGUGCUAUUCACUCCGAGCAGGGGUUUACUCUGCACGGCUGGCGUCCUCCCAGCGAUGGUGGCCCGCCACGCUGGGCGCCGGGCCGCCCGCCGCGAGGCCUGGCUGCUCGGCGCGCCGUGCGCCGCCGCGGCGCUAGCGGCGGGCCUCUCCCUGUGCGGGCGGCCGCGCGAGGCGCCCGCGGCCGCGUUCGCGGCGGCGCCGGCCGGGGCGCGGCCAACCGCGGGAGCACGCAGCCAGCUCGGCGGUUCAGAGCUGUCGUUUGCUCUUCUGCCAGCGGCGGCAGGGCGGGCGCCAGGACCGCCGCGAGGGCUCUGCCGGACGUGUCCCUCGCGCUCGCGAGCCUCGAGGCGACGCCAGCCGUGGUGAGCAUGGGGUUCAACGUCGUCACGUUCCUGCCUCAGUGGCUGUGGCUGCUGAUGGUGUUCUUGCCGAAUUGGGACGUCACGAAGAAGAUCAUGCAGCCUUUGUGGCCAGUCAUCCUGUUCGGGUGCGUCCACCUCUUCAUAGUCUACAACGUCGCAUCCACGAACCCCGACAACGUGGAGGAGCUCACGACGCUCAUCCAGGUGUUCAACCCCGAGGUGCAGGGGAAGCUGCUCAGCGACUUCAGCCCGCAGGAGAACAUGAUGAAGCUCAUGAAGAGCCCGGGCUUCGUCUCGGAGGAGUGGUCCCACGUGCUCGUCUGGGACCUCUUCGUGGGCCGCUGGAUCUACCUGGAUGGCCAACGCCGGGGCAUCUUCACCUCGCACUCGGUGCUCUUCUGCAACCUCAUCGGCCCCCCGGGCCUGCUGCUGCACGCCGCCACGUGCCUGCUGCUCGGCAGGGGGCUCCCCGACGAGGAGGAGCGGCCGCGGGGUGCCUGACGCCGUCCCGCCGGGGCCCGGAGCUCAGGGGCUGCACGGGGUCCUGAGAGCAUGGGGGCCUCCCCUCAUCCCCCUUCCCUCCCCCUUCAUCGUGGGGGCCUCCCCUCUUCCCUCCCCCCCUUUGACUUGUUCGCAGGCAGCAGCGUACGCGGUGCGGCGGCAGACCAGCAGGCCACUCUGCCCAUCGGUUGAGACCAGGGUGCCCGAGCCUGCUCAACAGCACGACUGCUUAUCCAAGCACAGAUGACAUCUCUGGGCCACCACCCAUCACCCCUACCCUGUGAGCAUUACUUCAUGUAAAAAGUGCGCGUUGCGCAGGCAAGGGGUCUUGCUCGUAGCAUCCCCGCAUCAAUUCGAACAUUGUCCGUGCACGAGUAGGUCGUGUUUCAGUUGGUUGCGAGCGAUACGUUCUAGAUAAUGGCUUGUACUGGGCUGUGUGGGCGUGUCGUGCUCCAGGGGCACGUGCAUUUGAUUAGUGCCUGGCCCCAGGGCCCUCGCUUAGCCUGAGCUGUUGUGAGUAUCUCCUGACCACUCUGCCUUGCGCCCAGGCGUAUGUAGAUUCUCUACGGUUUUCCAAUUUUCACAGCUUGCAGACAUAAAGAGGAAGGGGGGA
This is a messenger RNA of Prorocentrum cordatum, 1672 nucleotides long. NCBI's taxonomy places the organism in Eukaryota, Dinophyceae, Prorocentrales, Prorocentraceae. The record is from the annotation of a GenBank genome assembly.